This is a messenger RNA of Marmota monax (woodchuck), 712 nucleotides long. RefSeq names its product large ribosomal subunit protein eL15-like. Bases 33 to 629 code for a protein of 198 amino acids. The record is from RefSeq and is a predicted model, not a curated record. Lineage: Eukaryota; Metazoa; Chordata; Mammalia; Rodentia; Sciuridae. Gene Ontology annotation, biological process: cytoplasmic translation. Gene Ontology annotation, cellular component: cytosolic large ribosomal subunit; ribosome. The transcript has a single exon. Gene Ontology annotation, molecular function: structural constituent of ribosome; RNA binding.
UCGGUUCGGCGGCAGCCUUCAGGUAAGCCAAGAUGGGCGCGUACAAGUAUAUCCAGGAGCUAUGUAGGAAGAAGCAGUCGGAUGUGAUGCGCUUUCUUUUGCGGGUCCGCUGCUGGCAGUACCGCCAGCUCUGGGCGCUCCACAGGGCUCCCCGCCCCACUCGGCCGGAUAAAGCGCGCAGACUGGGAUACAAGGCCAAGCAAGGUUAUGUCAUAUACAGGAUUCGUGUGCGCAGUGGUGGCCGCAAACGCCCAAUUCCUAAGGGUGCCACCUAUGGCAAGCCUGUCCAUCAUGGUGUUAACCAGCUAAAGUUUGCAGGAAGCCUUCAGUCUAUUGCUGAGGAGCGAGUUGGACGCCACUGUGGGGCUCUGAGAGUCCUGAAUUCUUAUUGGGUUGGUGAAGAUUCCACAUACAAAUUCUUUGAGGUUAUCCUCAUUGAUCCAUUCCAUAAAGCUAUCAGAAGAAAUCCUGAAACCCAGUGGAUCACUAAACCAGUCCACAAGCACAGGGAGAUGCGCGACCUAACAUCUGCAGGCCAGAAGAGUUGUGGCCUUGGAAAGGGCCACAAGUUCCACCACACUAUUGGUGGUUCUCGCGGUGCAGCUUGGAGAAGGCGCAAUAACCUCUAGCUCCACCGUUUUCGCUAAUAUAAGUAUGAUGUUUGUAAAGUUCAUACCUAAUAAACAAUUUAGGACAGUCAUGUCUGCUUAAA